Molecule: messenger RNA, 3827 nt
Organism: Hemiscyllium ocellatum (epaulette shark)
Lineage: Eukaryota; Metazoa; Chordata; Chondrichthyes; Orectolobiformes; Hemiscylliidae
Gene: cdk17
Product: cyclin dependent kinase 17
Exons: 18
Coding region: 824-2407 (527 amino acids)
Biological process (GO): protein phosphorylation
Cellular component (GO): cytoplasm; nucleus
Molecular function (GO): protein kinase activity; ATP binding
Source: RefSeq, a predicted model, not a curated record
CCACUUCCUUCCCCACCCCUUUCCCUCUGCCUGGACUGCAGCCUGUGCCCGGAGCGUUAGGGGGAGCUGGGCCUUGUUCCUUGCGAAGACGGGAGUCGGUUGGACCGGGCGAAGAAGCCCCGGCGUCUCCAUCGGACGCUCCAUUCUUUGACCGCUGUGCGCUGCCAGGUCGACGUUUGUCCCCGCCGCUUGGAGCGUGUCUAUGAAUCGUCCUUUUCUGGUCUCCGAAAUAGCAGAAAGCGACCCAGCCCGGCCAGCUUCCCGGAGCCCCGGCUGUUGCUGACUGACGAAGCUUCGGCCACGGCGACAAGUCCGGCAGCACUGAUUUCCCCGUUCUCCCGACGGACCGUGCUCCAGCCCCCGAGGAGGGGGCAACUCGAAAAGAAACCGUCAACGGUCACCGCCAACGAGCCAGGCGGGAGCGCGGUUACCCGGGAGACCGGGCGGGCGGCGCGUGGCUACGGGGCGACCGACGGGAGCCCUUGUUACGGCGCGCGAGGAGCCGGAGUGAAGUGAGGGAGACGGGCUGAGUGGCCAGAACUCAACCACUGACGGCCGCAAGUUCUCUUCACCGGGUGGCCGUUGGUUAUUGUCAUCCAAACAGCACGUGCUUAUCUACAAGAAGAAUAGAGCAACUAUUGGUUUCCAUAUCUCACUAUUUCAAUAAUUUUCUGGAAGAUUGAAAAGUAGAUAGCAAUCUAGAUUGUGGGAACAAAUAUUGAACUUUAGAAUCCUGAAGCUGAAGAAUGAAAACGUAAAGGAAUGACCAUAUUUAAGGAUUGGAAACUGUGACUGAGAUAUGCUUCUAUGAAUAAAGAAUUUCAUGGAAAAAAUGAAAAAAUUCAAGCGACGACUUUCUCUGACCUUGCGAGGCAGCCAAACAAUUGAUGAGUCUCUGUCUGAGCUUGCAGAGCAAAUGACCAUUGAAGAAAAUAGCAAUAAAGAUAAUGAGCCAAUUGUGAAGAACGGCAGGCCUGCAACAUCGCACAGUAUGCACUCCUUUCUCCACCAGUACACGGGCUCUUUCAAAAAGCCCCCACUGCGGAGACCCCAUAGCGUGAUUGGUGGGAGCCUCGGCUCUUUCAUUUCCAUGCCCAGGAAUGGUGGUGGUAGACUAGAUAUAGUCCAUGAGAAUUUGAAAAUAGGUUCAGAUGGUGAGAGUGACCAAGCUUCUGGAACGUCAUCUGAUGAGAUACAGUCACCUACCCGUGUUCGUAUGAGGAACCACUUACACAGGAGAAUCUCUGUGGAGGAUGUCAAUAAGAGGCUAUCACUGCCUGCAGACAUUAGAUUGCCUGAUGGAUAUUUGGAAAAACUGCAGAUGAGUAGUCCACCUUUUGAUCAGCCUAUGAGUAGAAGAUCCCGCAGAGCUUCUCUAUCUGAAAUUGGAUUUGGAAAACUAGAAACUUACGUUAAGCUGGAUAAACUUGGAGAGGGUACCUAUGCAACGGUGUUUAAAGGAAGGAGUAAGCUGACUGAUAAUCUGGUAGCAUUGAAAGAAAUCAGGCUGGAACAUGAGGAAGGUGCACCUUGCACAGCAAUACGGGAAGUCUCAUUACUCAAGGACCUGAAGCAUGCGAACAUAGUCACUUUACAUGAUAUUAUUCACACGGAAAAGUCAUUGACACUAGUGUUCGAGUACUUGGACAAAGACCUUAAACAGUAUAUGGAUGACUGUGGAAGCAUAAUGAGCAUGCACAAUGUGACGAUAUUUUUAUUCCAGAUUUUACGGGGUUUGGCAUAUUGUCAUAAGCGAAAAGUGUUACACCGAGACCUGAAACCACAGAACCUGUUGAUAAAUGAAAAGGGAGAACUAAAGCUUGCUGAUUUUGGUUUGGCAAGAGCCAAGUCUGUUCCAACAAAGACAUACUCAAAUGAAGUAGUAACUUUGUGGUACAGGCCUCCAGAUGUUCUUCUGGGCUCUUCAGAGUAUUCAACACAGAUUGACAUGUGGGGCGUUGGAUGUAUCUUCUAUGAGAUGGCAUCAGGAAGACCUUUGUUUCCUGGUUCCACUGUUGAAGAUGAAUUGCACUUGAUUUUUAGGCUACUAGGAACACCUACAGAGGAAACAUGGCCAGGCAUAUCUUCAAAUGCGGAAUUUAAGGCUUACAACUUCCCUAAGUAUAAGCCACAGCUUAUAAUAAAUCAUGCACCAAGGUUGGACACAGAUGGAAUUGAUCUGUUAUCCAGUUUUUUACAAUACCAGGCCAAGAAGAGAAUUUCUGCUGAAGAUGCAAUGAAGCAUCUUUACUUUAAAAGCCUUGGAACAAGAGCCCACACUCUACCUGAUGGUGCCUCAGUUUUUUCACUAAAUGAAAUUCAGUUGCAAAAGGAUCCUGGCUACAGAACCUCUUCAUAUCCAGACACAGCACAUGGAAAAAACAGAAGACAGAGCAUGCUGUUCUAGACUAUCUUGCAAAAUUGCAGACUUGAGUUCCACUGGCUUGCCAUUUUACAUCGCAGUUACCCAGGAUUUUGAAGACAGCAAUUUCCAUAAUUUAGCGUGGAUCAGAACUUGAAUAUCAACAUGUCUCCUUUACUGCCCUUGCAAUAUAGUCUUUUAUUAUGAUGUGUAGAUUGUUUUAUAUUCACAAAUCACAUUGAGACAUUUUUUGUGUGUGUGUGUGUGUGUAUAUAUACAUAUAUUAUGUGUAUAUACAUGUAUAAUAUGUGUAUGCACAUAUAUAUUUCCACACACACACAAAAAAUAGUUUUAUUGUUUCACCUCUGCUGUUUUAUAGCCGGUAGUUACAGCUGCUGCUGUAACUUCAGCUGCAGUUUUGUGCAGUACUGGAAACAAAAUGCUUAUUUAUUGGGAAUCAUUGCUGCUAAAUGACUACUGUCCAUUAACCACAUCAUGGUGGUAUAGCGGAAAAUGUGAGUGGCUUAUAGCAUGUGAAUGCAUCUGUUUCUUCUGAUAACUAUUUCCAGCAUUUUGCAGACUUUACUGUUACAUUUAAUUCCAAAUGCUCUUGAAUAUUUAAAUAUCCGCAGAGCUUCACAUUUAAAAAAAAUUGAUUGUGUUGAGGAAUCUUGCACCCUCUGAGCUCAUACAAUAGAAUAUUUAAAUUUUGUCUGAAAUUUUGUGACCAGCAGGGAAACUGAUUAGUGUUUUAAAAAUUGUUUAAAGAAAUCAUCAUCAAAUAUGUUGUUUCAUUACUAAAUAUUAGCAAAUUCUUUGCACCUAUUUUUCCAUGUCACUUUAUGAAGACAUGGGAAUUUAGAGGGUUUAAUUUUGUAUCUGAUCUCUGCUGUUAUUUCUGCAUCAUUUUAUAAUGACUUCACUACAAAACUUAUGUAUCUCAAUGAGUGUCAUAAGUAGGCUUUUGUUAACAGUAUUUGUAUGUAUGUUUGCCUUUACAAAUAAUGGUUUUAGUGGAUCUACAUUUUAGGAUUACUGUUAAUAUAUAAUUGUUAAGAAAUCAGAUUUGUAGCAAAUGCAAAUAAUCAUUGAUGACAUUUUCCUGGACUUUUUACUGUAAACUUAUUCAGGGUCCUAUCAUUUUCAUAAAUUUACAUAGUUUGUUAUUUAACAGUAUUAAGGAUAUUUUGUAUGUUUAAUUUUAUUUGUGAACUGUGAUGAUGGCAUGUUGAAAAAAUUGUUUACUUGUAUUUUGUGUUGCUUGUGACUUGAUUUUAAUUGGAAUUUUGUAAGAAGGAAAAGGAAACAGAUUCAUUGGUAACAUUGUACAUUGGACCACUACUGCUCAUCAAAAUGAUUCCAGGCAGAGAUGUGUAUAUCUAACUAAAACUGCUGUGCUAUUUCUGACUGACAGUACUAUUUUUGGAAAGUAUAAAUAUUACAGUGCAUUCCUUGUUUUAACCGA